GACGUCGAAGAAUCAACAACAGCCGGUGGAUUUUCUCUACCCCCCGUUUCGAAGCAAACAGAAGGAAGCCAAGGUGCUUCUGUCGGCCGUGUUCUUGAAAGAAAACUCCGUAUCAUUGCUCAACGUUUUCAAUGCGAAUAUUUGCACUGCGGAGAACCAACUUUCGGCACCCUGAAUAACCGCUGAAUAACGAAAGCCGCAUCUAUACAUAUAUAAGAGUCGGCAUCGUUACGCGGGGGACUUAAUCCUAAAUUGAAAAGUUACGAGCUUCCGAUACUCGGAGUAUUUCAUAAGUUUCCACACCUUCAAUUAUGCGUCCCGAGAACUUCCUACCAGUCGUCUGUAUUUCCUUAUUCGUCACGAGUGGUCGGACAAUCGAGACUACGGAUAAUAAAAAUGAAAACUACGCCACAGGUGAUGCGGAAAACGCCACGCGGUCCGGUGCGGAGAGCGUCACCUUGCAUCUGCACAUAAAGGGUACGGAAAAUUCUUUCAAGGUCGCGUCGGUCCGCAACGCCGGCGAUCUCUGCGCUUUUCUGGACUUCGAUUGCCCCACGGUAAAGUACAUUCACGGUUGGAACGGAAACUGGACGGCUCGCGACGUGGUGGCCGUUACUCGCGAAUACAUCUUACGAGGCGAUCACAACGUGAUCAUAGUGGACUGGGGUGAAGUCGCCGGCCAAUUUUACCCCCUGGCCGCCGCCGGUACGAAAGAAGUCGGUAUCGAGGUAGCCAAGGGUCUGGACGUCCUUGUGAAGUGCGGCCUACGACCGGAGAGCCUGCACAUCGUCGGUCACUCGUUGGGCAGCCACGUUGCCGGACACGUAGCGAAAAAUGCGCAUUCCCGUUUGAAAAGAAUCACAGCUCUGGAUCCGGCCGGACCUUUGUUCAAUAUCAUAUUGGAACCCCUUACCAAAAACGACGCCGAAGAGGUCGUGGCCAUUCACACGGACAUGGGUGUUUACGGGGUGAAACUCAGGACGGGAACUGUCGAUUUUUAUCCGAACGGCGGCCACCGAUUCGCUCCGGGUUGCCCCAAGAUUUAUGUACCUCUUUCCGAAGAAGAUUUCUGCAGUCACUGGAAAUCGUGGGGGUAUUACGCGGAAUCUGUUCGAAACGAGACAGCCUUUUACGCCGUAUCUUGUCAUUCCCACAGCAAAUUCAAGGUCGGUUUGUGCAAAAAAAAUCCCUACACCGUAAUGGGCUUCGCGACACCGUCCGAUGUAACCGGUAAAUUUUACCUCGAUACAAACGCCGAUUUUCCGUACGGAAUGGGCAAAUCUGGAAUGAGGAGAACGUCGUGAUUCGAUACGUCGAAUUCGGUCGAUCGUCGGUCGAAAUUUUCCCUUCGGAGUGGCGAAGUUUUUAUUUUUUUUAUUUUUUUGUUGUUUUUUUCACUCGACAUUGACGAAAGUCGUCUUGAACCAGAUCGCGCGAAACUUGUCUACGACAACGAAGAAGAGAGGGAAGACGGAGAAGCGAACAAAAAAAAAUUUUUUUUUUUCCAGAUCUACGGAUCAACAAAAUCGUGCCUCAACGAGGGACGUGUCAUAAUUAUUUUGCGCGAUGUGUGUUGGUACAGGUGGGUGAUUGUGAAAAACUUCGCUAAGAAGUGCGGGAUAUUUAAAGCGCGAACAACCUGACCAGAUACUAAUAGAAAUUCCGGCGUUGGCGAGGUCUGAAAAAGUUUUUCGUGUGACGCAAAAAAGUUUCGACGAUUGUAAAAAUGCGAUAUUUAACCGUACUGGUCUCAUGGCUGACGAUAUUCGUUGCGCCUCAGCAGGUCCGUUCCGACGCAACGAGAGGCAAGAAUGUUUUCCAAAUUUUUAAAAAUAAAAAAAAAAAAAUGAUUAUA
This is a messenger RNA of Athalia rosae (coleseed sawfly), 1855 nucleotides long. Its product is annotated as lipase member H-A-like. NCBI's taxonomy places the organism in Eukaryota, Metazoa, Arthropoda, Insecta, Hymenoptera, Athaliidae. Gene Ontology annotation, molecular function: lipase activity. Gene Ontology annotation, biological process: lipid metabolic process. The transcript has 7 exons. Bases 312 to 1304 code for a protein of 330 amino acids. The record is from RefSeq and is a predicted model, not a curated record.